GAAUGGUAGCGUGUAGAUUGGUGCGGUGUGGAGUUUUGGUACUACAUAGCAUGUAGAUGCUUCAUGUAUGUGUAGUCUGUAUUCAUACGGCGUACGGAGCAUGGCACUCGCCCUAUGGGCUAGCCAUCCACCAUCUACUGUGUAAUUGUAUGUGGUAUGGACGGAAAGAAACUUGGCAAUGCUCAGGCCAUACGAAGUACAGCUGCUUACCGAGGGAUGCCAUCCCAUCGUACACCGGACGCCCUGGAACCUGGUAUCGCAUCGUAGACCGGGUUAGCAGAGCGGUAGGCGGGCAGACCAGGACAGACCAGGACAGACCAGGACAGACCAGGACAGACCAGGACAGACCAGGACAGACCAGGACAAAGCAGGACAAAGCAGAACAAAGUAGGACGAAGCAGAACAAAGUAAGAUGAAGCUGGACAAAACUGGACAAAACUGGACGAAGCAGAACGAAGCAGAACGAAGCAGAACGAAGCAGGACAAAGCUGGACAAAGCAGGACGACGCUGGACAAAGCUGGACAAAGCAGGACAGAGACAGGGAUCACGGCUGGACAAGAUAGAAGACGACGAGACGGUGACGAAGCUGGAAGCCUAGAUAGCACCCUUUUCCUUCCCUUCCUUCCCUUCCUUCCCUUCCUUUCCUGAAUGAUACUCCGUAGCCAGGUAAAAAAAAAUUCAGCCUGGCCUUAUCGGACCAUGUUGUAGAGGUUGCAAGGGUGUGAUGCCAUUAUGGAAGAUAAAAGUGGAUAACAUGGUUAGCUGGGGUCUGGGCAUUGGCCGUUUGGCGUUUUUCUUUUCCUCUGGUAGGGAGAUUGAGGCUUGAGAGAGAAGCAAGAGAGCGUGUAUGUUGUGCAAUGGGUGUAUUUGUGCGUGCCGCGUGCGCCUGUGUGUAUGUGUGUG
Messenger RNA from Aaosphaeria arxii CBS 175.79, 904 nucleotides. RefSeq lists its product as uncharacterized. Bases 413 to 649 code for a protein of 78 amino acids. The transcript has a single exon. Lineage: Eukaryota; Fungi; Ascomycota; Dothideomycetes; Pleosporales. The record is from RefSeq and is a predicted model, not a curated record.